Molecule: messenger RNA, 3028 nt
Organism: Equus quagga
Lineage: Eukaryota; Metazoa; Chordata; Mammalia; Perissodactyla; Equidae
Gene: RTN1
Product: reticulon 1
Exons: 9
Coding region: 36-2345 (769 amino acids)
Biological process (GO): brain development; neuron differentiation; endoplasmic reticulum tubular network formation
Cellular component (GO): neuron projection; postsynaptic density
Source: RefSeq, a predicted model, not a curated record
UCGCCGCCGUCGCCGCGCCCCGGGGACCGCCAGCCAUGGCCGCGCCGCCGGAUCCCCAAGACCAGCUGCUGCCGCUGGCCGGCCCCGGGUCCCAGUGGUUCGGGGACCGGGGGGAGGGGGAGGACGAAGCGGUGACGCCGAAAGGGGCCAAGCCGGCGCCGCAGGCUGGGGAGCCCGGCCGGGGGUUGGGCGCCGGGGCCGGGGAAGCGGCGCCCCGGGAACUGGGCUCGGGCCCCGCCCGGCCGCCGCCCGUUGCCAUGGAAACUGCAUCCACAGGGGCGGCCGUCAUCUCCAGUGCCAUGGACCAUACCUUUUCAACAGCAUCAAAAGACGGGGAAGGAGCGUGUUACACGUCUCUGAUUUCCAACAUCUGUUACCCACCUCAGGAGGAUUCUUCAUAUUUCACUGGAAUUCUUAAGAAAGAAAAUGGCCACAUCACCACUUCAGAGAGCCCUGAGGAGCUGAGUACCCCUGGGCCCUCCUUACCAGAUGUGCGUGGGAUGGAGCCUCGUGGCUUGUUUAGUUCUGAUUCUGGAAUAGAGAUGACUCCUGCAGAGUCCACUGAAGUGAACAAGAUCUUAGCCGACCCCCUGGACCAGAUGAAAGCAGAAGCCUAUAAAUACAUUGAUAUAACCAGGCCGGAAGAGGUGAGAUAUCAGGAGCAACGUCACCCCAAGUUGGAAGAGAAAGACUUAGACUUGAAGAAUAAGGACGCUGACAUCUCAGCAGAAUCUGAAGAGAUCCUUGAACCAGAGAAGCCAACUCCUGUGGAGGGGAAAAUCCUUAAGGACCAUUUAUUUGAAGAGUCAACAUUUGCACCGUAUAUAGAUGAUCUCUCUGAAGAGCGGCACAGGGCUCCUGUGAUCGCCGCUCCCGUCAAAAUCACGCUGACUGAGAUCGAGCCUUCUGUUGAAACUGCUGCCCAAGAGAAGACCCCUGAACAGCAAGACAUCUGUCUGAAACCAAGUCCUGACACAGUCCCCACACUCACCGUCUCAGAGCCUGAAGAUGACAGCCCAGGAUCCGUCACUCCUCCGUCUUCUGGAACAGAACCAUCUGCUGCAGAGUCCCAGGGGAAAUGCAGCAUCUCCGAGGAUGAGCUGAUCACUGCCAUUAAAGAAGCAAAGGGGUUAUCGUAUGAAACUGCCGAGAGCCCCCGGCCCGCGGGCCAGGUGGCCGACAGGCCCAUGGCCAAGGCUAGGUCCGGGCUGCCGACCAUCCCCAGCCCCCUGGACCACGAGGCCAGCAGCGCGGAGUCUGGGGACUCGGAGAUCGAGCUGGUGUCCGAGGACCCGCUGGCCUCCGAGGACGCGCUGCCCUCGGGCUACGUGACCUUCGGCCACGUGGGCGGCCCGCCGCCGUCGCCGGCCUCGCCGUCCAUCCAGUACAGCAUCCUGAGGGAGGAGCGCGAGGCCGAGCUGGACAGCGAGCUCAUCAUCGAGUCGUGCGACGCGUCCUCGGCCUCGGAGGAGAGCCCCAAGCGGGAGCAGGACUCGCCCCCCAUGAAGCCGGGCGCCCUGGACGCCAUCCGGGAGGAGCCGGGCGCCCGGGUGGAGCGCGCGCCCAGCCGGCGGGGCCCGGCCGAGUUCCCCUCGGCUGCGCCCGCCAGCGGCCCCGAGCUGCCCUCUGGAGCCCGAGCCCCCGAGCCCGAGGGGCCCGCGGCGCCGCAGAAGCCUGAGGAGGCGGCGAGUUCCACCCAAAGCCCUGCGGUCAUCCAGGGCCCCGGGCUGCGAGGUCCCGGCGUCGCGCCCCCUCUGCUCUUUCUCAAUAAGCAGAAAGCUAUUGACCUGCUCUACUGGAGGGAUAUCAAGCAGACGGGGAUCGUGUUUGGGAGCUUCCUGCUGCUGCUCUUCUCCCUGACCCAGUUCAGCGUUGUGAGUGUCGUCGCCUACCUGGCCCUGGCCGCACUCUCUGCCACCAUCAGUUUCCGCAUCUACAAGUCAGUCUUACAAGCUGUGCAGAAAACCGACGAGGGCCACCCUUUCAAGGCCUACCUAGAGCUGGAGAUCAGCCUUUCUCAGGAGCAGAUCCAGAAAUACACCGACUGCCUGCAGUUUUACGUGAACAACACGCUCAAAGAGCUGAGGAGGCUCUUCCUCGUCCAGGACCUGGUGGAUUCCUUAAAAUUUGCAGUCCUGAUGUGGCUCCUGACUUACGUGGGCGCUCUCUUCAACGGGCUGACCCUGCUGCUCAUGGCUGUGGUUUCAAUGUUUACUCUACCUGUAGUGUACGUUAAGCACCAGGCACAGAUUGACCAAUACCUGGGACUUGUGAGGACUCACAUAAAUGCUGUCGUGGCAAAGAUUCAAGCUAAAAUCCCAGGUGCUAAAAGGCACGCUGAGUAGAUCGGUACGCCCCGGGCCUGGACACGAACAUGAUUGUCUGACGUGGUAACAGCGCUGUUCACACAGGUUACCGCCAACUGAUUGUUUCUCCCCCCAGUACCAUAAUCUUAGAGACAAACUUUAAAACAGCUGUUUUUAGGCUGUUCCUGUACUCUUAGGAUAUUUGAGUCACUUGUGUCAAGCACUAAAGUAUAGAGAAAAGUGUAUUAGAUGUGGUUUUUAAUUUCGUGUCGCUAAAAAAAGUGCAUGAUGGUGAGAGCCCCAGUUGCCUCUCCUUCUUUGGUGUUCUUCUCCCCCUGCAGUGCUUCUGUAAUGCUCCCUGUGGCUAGGCCUUUCCUGCCCGGUGCACCAAUGCAAUAGUGGAAAUCGCUUCUAUGUCCUUGGGUUGCUGGUUGGAUUAAUCUUUAAUAACAAUAUAUAGAAUUGUAGAACGAUGUUUUAGUGUUUUUCCAACACACACAACGUAAAAAUAAACAGUCGACCGUACUUAUGGUAAUCAGUUUUGUAUAACUUAAAAUAAUUAAAUAAACAAAUAAACCCAAACAAACACGCAGUACUUUUGUUGUGUGGGACUGACGGGCUGAUUUACAUGUAUGGUAACUAAAAGUACCAGCAUGUUCACUUUAUUACAAUUUGUAUUACUUUCUCUGUAGUUCCUAAUGGGCUGAAUUAUGGACUCUGGA